AUGGAUGAUGGAAUUGACCAACCCCAAAUGGGAACACGAGCGGAUAAGUCAUUGGGACUUUUGACACAACGCUUUAUACGCUUAUUAGAAUGUUCUGCUGGUGGAAUUUGUGAUUUAAAUCAAGCUGCUGAAGCGCUAAGUGUGCGUCAAAAGCGGCGAAUUUAUGACAUAACUAAUGUGUUGGAAGGAAUUGGUCUGAUUGAAAAGAAGUCGAAGAACGUAAUCCAGUGGAAAGCUGGUGAUCUGUUGAAAACUGAUGAGAAAGAGGAUGAUCCGGACGUAAUUGCGCAUCUGGAAAACCUUAAGUCAGAACUGGCACAGCUUCGAGAAGAAGAGAGUGCUUAUGAUGAGCACAUCAAGUGGUUGCAACAGAUCAUUAAGAGCAUGCGGAAUGUCUGCGAGUCAUCAAAGAAUCAACGAUUUGCGUACAUUUCACAGUCCGAUAUUCACAAAGUAUUUCCCUAUUCAAAUACUUUUGCUGUCCAAGCUCCGCCAGGAACUAAUGUCGAGGUGCUUCCGCCUAGGUUUGGUGGUGUCAUAGACACCCGUUAUUUGCUCCGGUUAUCAAGUUCUUGCGGACCUAUUACUGCUGUAUUUGCCAACAAAGAAGAAACGAGACCCAGGGUUUACAGAGCGGUUGUUGAUGCGGCUCGCUAUCACCCAGUCGAACAAGAAUUGUAUACAGAUGAUCCAGGAUCAAUAGUUGAAGAGAUAGAUGAUACAGUAAGAAGUUCAAGAAGGCGUCGGAUAGAGGAGGUGAAAGGAAGUUCCGGUUCUGCUCGUAGCUAUCGUGUCAACCCAACUAGUCAUGGUGCUGACAACUUUGAGAAAACUUCUGAAUGUGCGAUUGUGCAAGUUCAACCACCUCCAAAUCAUGAGGAUUACCAGUUUCGGGUCAAGAAUUAUAGUAGUGCAUUUGACCUCUUUGUGGAUGAGAUCUAG
Molecule: messenger RNA, 942 nt
Organism: Strongylus vulgaris
Lineage: Eukaryota; Metazoa; Nematoda; Chromadorea; Rhabditida; Strongylidae
Source: the annotation of a GenBank genome assembly